AUGACUUCCCUAAUGUCGUUCCUCUUUGACGCGACACCAAGACCCGGGCUGCAGCCUGUUCCAAACACGAAACCCUUGACCUUCGAGGCUGCUGUACUACCGCCCAUCAUAUACUUUCUGGCACUACUAUUCUUACCACCUCCACCACCGCAGUCCAUCGAUACCAUCGCAGUCAAACUACUCCGCAAUGCUCUGGCUCUUCUAGCUGGAAUUUUGUUCUUCCGGCUGCCUUUGGCCUACUACGUCCCGCAGAGUAUCGGGCUUAACUACCAGCUCGCUCUUGUUGGUCUAUAUGGCGGUUGCAGAGUCCUAGAUGCUUUCUUCAUCAGUCCCUAUGGUUUUGGGCACAUUCCUCGUCGUGUUCGUUAUAAGCACAUCUCUCGAGCCCAAACGCCUUUGCCACUAGACGUCGACAAUGAGCUACAAAACUCAGCCAAAGAUGCAGCCCAAACUGUUGGCGAGGAAUCAACUGUUCCUGAAGCUGUUUCUGAUGCUGCUAGCUAUGCUCGCCGCGGGUCGCUAGCUGACUCGUACUUCAUCCUCGAAAAGAAACUUUCCAACCUCAGCGAGAUGAAGCCCGUGUACGAAUUGGCAUCGAGCGAAGAAGGUUGGCCGCACAAUUUUAUGGAUCGUGCUUCCUGGGCUCUUGAGCUCGAAACCAGCAUGCGAGGUAUUGGCUUCACCUGGACAACAGCUGACGUACGCCACACUCGCAAGACGUGGCUGCCAACUGCCACUAAUCGUCUCCAUUCCAUCUUCUUCCAUGUUGGCCCUGUCUUGGCCGUCUGCUUUGCUAUCAUUAGGACCACUUAUGUGAAUUACUUCGAGGGAGUGCCUCAAGCAGAAUUCGGCGUUCACACCGAGAAUCUCUUCGACAGCCGUCUACCUCUAUGGCUGCAACUUGUCUUGACUGCCGCUCUUGGUGCUUUCCUUAUGGCUGCAUUCUCUGUGGCACACUCCAUGGCUGCCAUUUUGAUGAGCCCUCUAGCGCCUUCGCCGCUUGCAUACUUCCCGCCUCUGUACAGCACUCGCAUAUGGGACAUUAAGUCUGUGCGAGGUUUCUGGUCCUAUGGUUGGCACAGACUCUUUGCUCGGUUGUUCUUGGUGUAUGGCGUUUGGCCUGGAGAGUGGCUUGAGAGGAAGCUCACAGGCAAAAGAAGCGACGAGCCAGCAGAUGUUGGCAAGGUGCUUGGCGGAUUCAUCUCUUCUGCUUUUGUUCAUUCAUUUGCGGUCAGAUCAGUGCUAGGCGGCGAGUGGAGUCGCGCACUUGGAGAAGCCAAGUUCUUUGCUGCCAACGGACUUGCUGUAGUAGUCGAAGAGGGUGUUCGCCGACAAGUCAUGUCUUGGAGGAAGAAGAGAAAUCUACCAUUGGAAAUGUGGUAUGAUUCUUACAUUGGUCGUGUUUGGUGGAUCACUUUCCUAUUGUUCAGUGGCAGAAACUUUGCAAGAGGUUGGGUGAAUGCUGGCCUGGUCAGAGAAAUGGCUGGCAAGUAG
Molecule: messenger RNA, 1494 nt
Organism: Aureobasidium musti
Lineage: Eukaryota; Fungi; Ascomycota; Dothideomycetes; Dothideales; Saccotheciaceae
Source: the annotation of a GenBank genome assembly